UAAGUGCAGACACAUUUGUUUCUGAAUCUUUUUUGGGGUACCGAGGAAAACUGCUCGCUGGAUGAAGUUCAGUUGCUCGCGACGAGCCAUCCAGUGCGGUUGGAUGGGCUCUGAAUAAAAAAGACAAAAGGAAAAGAAUCGAAAACGAUUACAAUAAAGUGAAAUAAGAACAGUCACAAAGAUAAGAAAGUGGCAUACAUAGAAGAAAGACUGUGAACCGGAAGUGCGAUUAAAAAAGGACAUUCACUGCUGCUGUGCGUGUGUGUGAGUGAUUGAGUGUGAGAGUGUGUGUUGGUUGCACAAUGGGGCUGCGUGUGGGCGUGGCCUUGGCACUGUGCCUCCUUGUCGCACUUUGUGGAGCCGAAUUGACGCCGCCAUAUUUCAAUCUGGCCACAGGCCGCAAGAUUCAUGCAACUGCCACAUGUGGCGAGGAUACCGAUGGACCUGAACUCUAUUGUAAACUCGUCGGUGCAAAUACGGAAAAUGAUCAUAUUGACUACUCGGUUAUUCAAGGACAGGUCUGCGACUAUUGUGAUCCCAAUAGUCCGGAUAAGAAUCAUCCGCCGGAGAAUGCCAUUGACGGCACUGAAGCCUGGUGGCAGAGUCCGCCCUUGUCCCGAGGCAUGAAAUUCAAUGAAGUCAAUUUGACCAUCGAUUUCGAACAGGAAUUCCAUGUCGCCUACUUGUUCAUACGCAUGGGUAACUCCCCGCGUCCAGGUCUCUGGACGCUGGAGAAGUCCUCGGAUUAUGGAAAGACCUGGACAUCCUGGCAACAUUUCUCCGAUACGCCCACCGACUGUGAAACCUACUUUGGCAGGGACACGUACAAACCCAUAACAAAGGACAACGAUGUCAUUUGCACCACGGAAUAUUCAAAGAUUGUGCCGCUGGAGAAUGGAGAGAUACCCGUGAUGUUGCUGAACGGACGUCCCUCGUCGACGAACUACUUCAACUCGUCGGUGUUGCAGGAAUGGACACGUGCCACAAAUGUGCGAAUUCGUUUGUUGCGUACAAAGAAUCUCUUGGGUCACCUGAUGUCGGUGGCACGACAGGAUCCGACGGUGACACGUCGUUACUUCUACUCGAUCAAGGACAUCUCGAUUGGCGGUCGUUGCAUGUGCAAUGGACACGCCGACACCUGUGACGUCAAGGAUCCCAAUAGUCCGGUGCGCAUUCUCGCCUGUCAAUGCCAGCAUCAAACCUGUGGCAUCCAGUGUAACCAGUGUUGUCCUGGCUUCGAGCAGAAAAAGUGGCGUCAGAACACAAAUGCUCGUCCUUUCAACUGCGAACCCUGCAAUUGUCAUGGCCACAGCAACGAGUGCAAAUACGAUGAGGAAGUGAAUCGUAAGGGUCUCUCCCUGGACAUCCAUGGACACUACGAUGGCGGCGGCGUCUGUCAGAAUUGUCAGCACAACACCGAAGGCACCAAUUGCAACAAGUGCAAGCCCAAGUUCUAUCGUCCUCGUGGCAAAUACUGGAAUGAAACAGAUGUCUGCACUCCCUGUAAUUGCGACCUGUCCUACUCAACGGGACACUGCGAGGAGGAGACGGGCAAAUGCGAAUGCCGUGCCGCCUUCCAGCCACCCAACUGUGACUCCUGUGCCUAUGGCUACUACAAUUAUCCGCAGUGUCGUGAGUGCGAGUGUUAUCUGAAUGGCACCAAUGGUUACAACUGCGAGGCUGUCAAUGGCAUUUGUCCUUGCAAGACGAACUUUGCGGGCGCUUUGUGUAAGGAGUGUGCCGAGUCCUACUAUGGUUUUCCCGAGUGCAAGGCCUGUCAGUGCAAUCGAUUGGGUUCGAUCAACAACGACUGCGAUGUGGUGUCCGGCAAUUGCACCUGUCUCAGCAACUGGGGAGGAGCACAGUGCGAACGCUGCAAGGAUGGCUACUACAAUGAACCAAGCUGCACCUACUGUGACUGUGAUCAUCAGGGCACCGAGUCGGAGAUUUGCAAUAAGCAGACAGGUCAAUGCAUCUGUCGUGAAGGAUUUGGUGGACCGCGUUGCGAUCGCUGCUUGCCAGGAUUCUACAAUUAUCCCUCGUGUCAGCCCUGCAACUGCUCCACCACCGGCAGCUCCGCCGUCACCUGUGACAACACUGGAAAAUGCAACUGUCUAAUUAAUUACUCUGGAAAACUUUGCAACAUGUGCAGCGCUGGAUUCUACAACUAUCCGGAUUGCUUGCCCUGUAACUGCGAUGAGCAUGGCUCCGAGGGCGUUACCUGCAAUGAGGAUGGCUGUUUCUGUAAACCCAACUUUGAUGGUCGCCAGUGUGAGAGAUGCAAGGACACGUUCUACAACUUCCCCUCCUGCGAGGACUGCAAUUGUGAUCCCGCCGGUGUCAUCGAUCAGUUUGCCGGCUGUGGAUCGGUUCCAGUUGGAGAACUUUGUAAAUGCAAGGAGCGUGUGACGGGCAGAAUUUGCAAUGAGUGCAAACCGCUUUACUGGAAUCUGACCAUUAGCAAUUCAGAGGGUUGCCAGGAAUGUGAUUGCUUCAUAGAUGGCACCAUCUCGGGACUGGACACUUGUGCCUCCAAGUCGGGAAAUUGUCAUUGUAAGCCGCACACGACGGGACGACGUUGUAAUGAGUGCAGAGAUGGCACCUUUGACCUGGAUGGUUCCUCGUUGUUCGGCUGCAAGGAUUGUAGCUGUGAUGUGGGUGGUUCCUGGAAGAGUGAAUGCGACAAGGUCACCGGCCAGUGCAAGUGUCAUCCACGCAUCAAUGGACGUGCCUGCACCCAACCCCUGACGACCCACUACUUCCCCACUCUGCAUCAGUUCCAAUACGAGUACGAGGAUGGCUCUCAGCCAUCGGGUGCCCAGGUGCGUUAUCAAUACGACGAUGAGGUCUUUCCGGGCUUCAGCAGCAAGGGUUACGCCGUAUUCAGUGACAUUCAGAAUGAGGUGCGCAACGAGCUGACCGUCUUCAAGUCCUCCGUCUAUCGCAUUGUCAUACGCUACAUGAACUCCAAUGAGAAGAAUGUGACGGCCAGCAUAUUGAUACAAUCGGAGAAUCCACUGGAGGUGGAUCAAAACGUCAAGGUUUUAUUGCGUCCGACAACGGAACCAGAGUUUGUCACCGUCGCUGGACCCAAGGGCAAUAAACCCUCAGCUGUUGUUCUCGAUCCGGGACGUUAUAUCUUCACCACCAAGGCGAAUAAGAAUGUAAUGCUUGAUUACUUUGUGCUCCUGCCGGCUGCUUACUACGAGGCUUCUAUUCUAACACGCCAUAUUGCCAAUCCCUGUGAGCUGGGCAACAUGGAGCUGUGUCGUCAUUACAAAUACGCUUCCGUUGAUGUCUUUGAACCGGCCAAGGUGCCCUUCAUUGUGGGCAGCAAUAAUGAGCCGACCAAUCCCACGGAUUUAUAUAGCGAUGCAGAGCAUCUGGAGAUUGUUAGCCAUGUUGGAGAGAUUCCUGUGCUGAGUAACACACAAAAGGAGCUGAUUUACAUGAUGGAUGUGCCGAGAAGUGGACAAUAUAUCAUUGUAAUCGAUUACAUCAGUGAGAAGAACUAUGCGUUGCCCUAUGAUGUGAGCCUCAGGCUGGGCAAGGAUGAGGAAACCCAAUCCUCGGUGUAUCUCUAUCCCUGUCUCUACUCCACCAUCUGUCGCACGCCCAUUAACGAUGAGGAUGGACACGAAAAGAUCUUCUACAUCAACAAGGAUGAUUUGCAACCAGUUACCAUUUAUGCGGACACUGAUGAUGAUUUCCGUGUGCCCAUCAUUUCGGUAACCGCAAUUCCCGUGGAACAAUGGUCUAUUGACUACAUCAAACCCAGUCCAGUCUGUGUAAUCCACGAUAAAAAAUGCGCUACACCGAAAUUCCGUUCAGUGCCCGAUUCCAAGAAAAUUGAAUUCGAAACGGAUCAUGAGGAUCGCAUUGCCACCAAUAAACCUCCCUAUGCCGUCCUCGAUGAGCGUGUUAAGCUCGUGCACUUGGACAGUCGACAGGAUGGUUCAAUUGUCAUCGAAUCAAAGGUCUCCGACCCGAACCGUUAUGUCAUCCUGAUCAAGUACUAUCAGCCCAAUCAUCCCAAGUAUCAGGUGCUCUACACUUUGACCGCGGGCAAGAAUCAAUACGAUGGCAAAUUCGAUAUACAACAUUGUCCAUCUAGCUCGGGAUGUCGUGGUGUCAUCCGACCUAUGGGAGAUGAUGAAUGGUUCAAUAUUGACGACGACUUCAAGUUUACCAUGACGAAUUCGCGUCCUCAAGGCGUUUGGCUGGACUAUUUGGUCGUGGUGCCAGUGGAUCAGUACAACGAUGAUCUGCUUGUUGAAGAAACAUUCGAUCAGACCAAGGAGUUCAUCAAGAACUGCGGUCAAGAUCACUACCACAUCACGCACAAUGCCAGCGAUUUCUGCAAGAAUGCCGUCUUCUCCUUGACCGCCGACUACAACAGUGGUGCCUUGCCCUGUAACUGUGACUACGAGGGAUCCACCAGCUUCGAGUGCCAUCCAUUUGGUGGUCAGUGUCAGUGCCGUAAUAAUGUCAUUGGACGACAGUGUACCGCCUGCAGACCUGGCUAUUUUGGUUUCCCCGAUUGCAAGGCCUGCGAUUGUCCGAGCAUUGCCAUGUGCGAGCCAAAUACUGGAGAAUGCCAGUGUCCCACCAAUGUCAUUGGAGCUCUAUGCGAUAAAUGUGCUCCCAAUACAUAUGGCUUCCAUCAGGUGAUUGGGUGCGAGGAGUGCAACUGCAACUACAUGGGCAUUGCCAAUGGGAAUCAGCAGUGCGACAUGUUCAACGGAUCCUGCGAGUGUCGGGACAACAUCGUGGGACGAGCCUGCGAUGGAUGUGCCAAUGGAUUCUAUGAGUUCCCGCGCUGCAACCGCUGUAGUUGCCAUCAGCCAGGCACCGAGCUGGAAGUGUGCGACAAAAUGGAUGGCAGCUGCUUCUGCAAGAAGAAUGUGGUGGGCAGGGACUGUGAUCAGUGUGUGGAGGGCACCUACAAUCUGCAGGACCAAAAUCCCGAUGGUUGCACCACUUGCUUCUGCUUUGGCAAGACCUCGCGUUGUGACAGCGCCUUUUUGCGGGUCUACAACGUUAGCCUGAUGAAACAGGUGUCCAUUAACUCGGCCGAUUUCCUGGAGAAGAGCAUUGAAUUCGAAAUCUGGGAUGUUAGCCAAGCGGAAUUGAUAGUGAAUGAGACAACAUUGGAGGCGGACUUUAGCAAUCGGGAAGUGACAGAUCAACGUGUCGCCUACUUUGGAAUGCUCGACUAUCUGCUCAAUCAGAAUAGUCACAUCUCGGCUUAUGGUGGCGAACUGGUCUAUACCCUGUACUUUACCUCCGGCUUUGUGGGCAAGGCCAUUGUUGCUCCCGAUGUGAUAUUGCUGAGCAAGGAUCAGUUACUGGUGCAUCAGAGCUAUGAGCAGCCCAGCAGCAAUCAGCCGUUCAAGAAUCGCAUACAAAUGGUGGAAAGUAAUUUUAUGACGCAGACGGGAAAACCUGUAAGUCGUGCGGACUUUAUGAUGGCACUGCGGGAUCUGACCAAGAUCUUUAUUAGAGCCAAUUACUGGGAACAAACGUUGAAUACACAACUUUCGGAUGUCUAUUUAACGCUGGCCGAUGAGGAUGAAGAUAGCCAUGGGGAAUAUCAAUUUUUGGCCGUGGAGCAUUGUCAUUGUCCGCCCGGUUACAGUGGACACUCAUGUGAGGAUUGUGCGCCGGGUUAUCACCGUAUUGAAAAUGGUCCCUAUGGCGGUUAUUGUGUGCCCUGUGAUUGCAAUGGACAUGCGGAUACUUGUGAUUGUGCCACUGGAAUUUGCAGCAAUUGCCAGCACUCGACACGUGGUGAUCACUGCGAGGAAUGUGUCGCUGGUUACUAUGGCAAUGCCACACAUGGCACACCACAUGAUUGCAUGAUCUGUGCCUGUCCGCUGCCCUUCGAUUCCAAUAACUUUGCCACCGGCUGUGAGAUUUCCGAGUCGGGUAAUGAGAUACAUUGCGAGUGUCGGCCGGGUUACACGGGACCACGUUGUGAGGCGUGUGCCAAUGGCUUCUAUGGCUCACCCGAAACGGCUGGCGAUGUCUGCAAGCCCUGUGAGUGCUCUGGCAACAUUAAUCCCAGCGAGCAAGGCUCCUGCGAUACGCGAACUGGCGAAUGUCUGCGUUGUCUGAACAACACCUUUGGCAUGGCUUGUAAUCUCUGUGCGCCGGGUUUCUAUGGCGAUGCUGUCGAUCUGAAGAACUGUCAGACCUGUGACUGCGAUGAGCUGGGCACUCUGGAAUGUGAUCCCUAUGUGGGCAAAUGCAAGUGCCAUGAGAAUGUCAUCGGCGAACGCUGUGAUCGCUGCAAAGCCGAUCAUUAUGGCUUCGAUUCGGGUGCGGGUUGUCGUGCCUGUGACUGUGGAGCUGCUUCCAACUCCACUCAAUGUGAUUACCACACAGGACACUGCCUCUGUAAGCCGGGUGUGACGGGACGACAAUGUGAUCGCUGUGCUGUAGAUCAUUGGAAGUACGAGAAGGAUGGCUGUACGCCAUGUAACUGCAAUCAGGGUUACUCCCGAGCGGGAACAGGCUGCAAUCCCGAGACGGGACAAUGUGUCUGUCUGCCGGGCGUGAUUGGAGAUCGUUGUGAGAAGUGUCCCAAUCGUUGGGUGCUCACCGAAGAUGGUUGCAUGGAGUGCAACAAUUGUCAUGAUGCUCUGCUCGAUGUCACCGAUAAACUAAAGUAUCAAAUUGAAGGAGUCUUGGAGGAUUUCGGUACCGUAACAAUGGCAUUCUUCACAAGUCAAAAGCUCAACUUUUACGAUCAACUGGCGGAUGAACUGACGCCAAAGAUACAAGCAUUGGAUCCGACAAGUGUGAAUCUAUUGCCAUCACGAGAGCUCAACAUGAAACUGGAGGCAGAUAGCAAAGCUUAUGCCAAGCAGGUUAAUCAGACACUCGGCAAUGCUUUGGACAUACAUCAUAGAUCGGGAGUUCUAUUAACCAAUGUCUCUGCCGUACAUAAAGAAGCUUUGGAAAGCGUUAAACAGGCCAGUGAUGCAAUUGCUGCUGUGGAUGCGCUCUCCAAGAAUCUAGAGGCAACAGCCACCACAAAGAGUGGCGCCGCCUUGGAGCAGGCUCAACAGAUACUCAACAAGAUCAAUGCCACACAGAUUGAGCUGCAAUCCAAUGAGUUGGUGCUCAACAAGGCCAGAGAACUCUACGAUGAGGUGGACAAGCUGGUGGAACCGAUUAAGCAACAAAACAAAAGUCUCAAUUCCCUAAAGGAUGACAUUGGUGAGUUCAGCGAUAAGCUGGAGGAUCUAUUCAACUGGAGCGAGCAAUCCCAAACACAAUCCAGCGAUGUGGAACGUCUGAAUGUGGCCAACAAACGUUCCUAUGACAAUUCCAAGUUCGAUACGGUCUCGGAGCAGGAACAGGAAGCGGGCAAGAACAUUAAGGAGGCAGGAAACUAUCUCAUCAAUGGAGAGCUCACGCUGGGACAGAUUGCCAACAAGCUGGAAGAUUUGCGUGGUGCACUCGAGGAACUGAAGUUGGUGAACAAGGGCGUCGAUGAAUAUCUGCCGGAACGCGAUGAGCAGCACAAGGAUGCGGAUGCACUGACUCAGCAGGCGGAACAACGUGCCGCCGAGUUGAAUGCACGUGCUGUCGAUUUGGCCAAUCAGUAUACGGACAUGACGGCCAGUUCGGAGCCGGCGAUUAAAGCGGCCACCGCCUACUCGGAUAUUGUGAAAGCCGUGGAGGACGGCGAGCAAUUGAGUCAGGAUGCCAUCAAGGCUGCGGAGAAUGCCGCCCAGAUACGCAAUGGCAUUGAGGAGCGUGCCGGCAAUGCGGAUAAUGAAUCCGCCGAGCUGCUGCAAAAGGCAAAGCAAUCCUUGCUCAAGGUGCAGGAUGAUUUGGAGCCGAGACUGGAUGAUGCCGCUGGCAAGGUGAAGGACAUAUCCGAAUUAAAUGCCGAUACGGAAAAUAAACUAAAGGAAAUCAAUUUGUUGAUUGGCAAAUUGCCGGCGGAAACGCAACGGGAUUUGUGGAAGAGCUCCAAUAAUAAUGCUAGUGAUGCACUCGAGAUUCUGCACAAUGUGCUGGAGACACUGGCACCCGUGAGCAGUCAGACACCCAAGGAGCUGGACAAGGCAAGAAACAUAAGUCGCGAUGUCGACAUAACCAACAAGGACAUUUCGCAGGCAAACAAUCAACUGGACAAUGUGGCAUUAUCCGUGCCCAGAUUAAACGAGCUGGUUAAGGACAUUGACGAGCAACAACAGAGCGUGAGCACACAGAGUCAACAGCUUGGCAAGGACAUUGAGCAUCUGAAGCGGCAAAUUGAAACGGCCCGCCGGAUAGCCAACAGCAUCAAGGUGGGCGUGAAGUUUGCGCCGAGCACAGUGCUGGAAUUGAAGACGCCGGAGCAGACGCCAAAGUUGGCCACCAAAACGAAGCUAUCCACGUAUUUCAAGACACAGGAGCCCAACGGAUUCCUGCUCUAUUUGGGCAAUGACAACAAGACCAGUCAGAAGAAUAAUGAUUUUGUCGCCCUAGAGAUUGUCAAUGGUUAUCCCAUUAUGACCAUUGAUUUGGGUAAUGGUCCGGAGCGCAUAACAAGUGAAAAAUAUGUUGCCGAUGGCAAAUGGUAUCAGGCCAUCUUGAAUCGUGUGGGUGCCAAUGCCCAAUUGACCAUAAAGGAGCAAUUGGCCAAUGGCGAGGUGAAGGAUCAUGUUAAUACCGGCAAACUGGAGGGUGCCAACAAUGUGCUCCAUGUGGAUCGCAAUAGUCGGCUGUUUGUGGGCGGCUAUCCGCCGCCAUCUGAUUUUAUGGCGCCCAGUGAUAUACGCUCCAAUUCGUUCCGUGGCGAUAUCGAGGAUCUGCGCAUUGGCGAUGAGAAUGUGGGACUCUGGAACUUUGUCUAUGCCGAGGAGAACAGGCAGGCGGCGGUGGAAAGAGGUGUGCUCCUCGAGGAGCAAAAACCAGUGACGGGUUUGAGAUUCAAGGGCAAUGGAUUUGUGCAAUUGAAGGCAGCUCCAUAUAAUUUCAAGUCCCGAUCGAGCAUACAGUUUAAAUUCAAGGCUGCCAAGGAUGCCAGCAAUGGUCUGUUGUUCUUCUAUGGACGCGAUAGGCAUUUCAUGUCCAUUGAGCUGGUGGAUGGCGCCAUCUAUUUCCGCUUUAAGCUGGGCGACAGCUUGGUUUCCUCCGGCAGCCAGGAUCGCUACAAUGACAAUCAAUGGCAUCAUGUGGUGGCCGAACGGGAUGGUCGACGUGGUCUGCUCAAGGUCGAUGAUGUGCUCAUCAAUCAGGAGGAAGCGGAUGCCGAUGCCGACCACGAGAUGCCCAAGCUCAAGCGCAUGUACUUUGGCGGUUAUCCUGGACGUCACAAUCACUCGGAGAUUGUCGAACAGAACUUUGAUGGUUGCAUCGAUGAUGUGCGCAUCUCUGGCAUCCAUGUCGAUCUGACGCAGUACGUCAAUGGCACCGGCGUUGUCGAGGGCUGUCCCGACAAGUAUUCCACCUCCUUGUCCUAUCCACCACAUGAAUAUGGCUAUCUGCGCAUUGCCAAUGUCUCCUCGGCGAAUAAUUUCGAUGUUGUCAUACGCUUCAAGACCCGACAACCCGAUGGCGUCAUCUUCUAUGCCGCCAAUCAUGAUCAGAGCUCUACAAUUGGCCUGACCAUAGAUCGGGGCUAUCUUACACUGCGCAGCAUGGGCAGCGAACUUGUCAUCGAUCAGCGACAGUACGACGAUGGCGAGGAUCAUGUGGUCACUGUCCAUCAUGAUCACAAUCAGCUGAGAUUAUCUGUCGACGACUUAGAGGAUAAACGUUUGCUGGAGAUACCGGAACCUUUAGUGAUCAGCGGUGGCGAUAUAUUCUUUGGCGGUCUGCCUGAUAAUUAUAUACCGCCCAAGGGUGUCAUCUCCACAUUGGCGUACUUUGUGGGCUGCAUCAACGAUGUCACUGUCAAUGGGGAGAUUAUCAACUUUGCCGACAGCGCGGAGAGGAAGAAUGGCAAUAUCAAUGGUUGUCCUCAGGAUAUACUAGCUUAUGAGCCCAGUCAACUGUACACUUAUUAUCCCUCGGGUGCCAAUGAGCUGGAGCCACCGGCACCAGCGCGACACCCCAACAGAGGUGACACCAUGGAGUCCUAUGUGGCACCAGCAACAACCCCCGCAACAACAACAACAACCAGCACUACACCAGCAACCACAACAACGACAACAACUAUGGCACCAAAUACAACAACUGCCGCACCAGUUGUUGUGAAAGAGGAUGAAACACUGCCACCACUGGGACCACCGACAACACCACGCACGCUGGUGACUAAACCACGUCCAGAGCCAAAUCUGCCCACUGACUUACGCUGCAAGCUGCCCACGAAUCCCAACUAUGAUGUGGACUUUAACGAGGCUGGCUAUCGAUUCUAUGCGUACCCGGAACAGCGUUUGGAAUAUCAUACAUUGCCAGUGAAAUUGCGAAAGCAUUAUGACAUAAGCAUAAGCAUACGCACCAAUUAUCCAAAUGGUGUGCUCUUCUAUGCCACGGCUGCCACGGAGAAGGAUCACUUUAUAGUCGUCUAUCUGCUGGAUGGUCGUGUGCAUCAUCAUGUGAGUGUGGGCGCAUUGAUCAAUGCCAAGGUGUCCGGCGUGAACGAGAUCCAUGAUGGCGAAUGGCACACUGUGGAGUUUGUGCGCAACAAGAACAUGAUCAGUCUGUCCAUCGAUGGCAAGGAGCAACCCGGCUCGGUGCAGCUAAACAGUGAACGCAGUGCGCCCGCCAUGUCUGUGGUGUAUCCCAUCUACUUUGGCGGCUUCACCAAAUAUCAAGAGUCCGAUAUCAAGCAGUGGACAACGUUGUCGGGUUCAACAGCCUAUUACAAUGGUUGCCUUCGGGAUAUCAAGGUCGAUGGCACUGCUUUGGCAACGGAACCAGUUGUGCACAAGGUUGUGCCCUGCACGGAUCAAGUGGAGGAUGGCAUGUUCUUCCAUCAGCCCACGGGUUAUGUGAAGCUCUUUGAACGCUUCACGGUCGGCGCUGAGGCAACAAUCAGCUUUGAUUUCAGGCCACGGGAACCAGAUGGUCUGCUCUUCUCGGUGCAUGGCAAGAACUCGUAUUUGAUACUGGAGCUGGUGGAUAAUACGCUCUAUUUCACCGUGAAAACGGAUGCCAAGAAUACGGUUGUGGCCAAUUAUACGCUCAAUGAUAAUGCCAGUUUCUGUGAUGGCAAAUGGCGUAAUGUACAGGCCAUCAAGUCCAAGUUUGUCAUCACAAUUGCCGUGGAUUAUGUCAGCUCACAGCCGGGAGUUGGCAGUGAAGGAUCUGCGGUGACCAAGACGAAUCGUCCAUUGUUUAUGGGCGGUCAUCAUGCGUUCCUCAAGGCGCCGGGCAUUAGGACCAAAAAGACAUUCAAGGGUUGCAUCCGGGAUGUUCAUAUCAACAAAAAGAAGGUCUUCAUCACUCCCAAUCUCAUCUUUGGCGACAUCUGGCAAGGAGUUUGCCCCAUAAACUAAACACCGACCUCAAGCGAACUCACAACGGACUAAUUACGACCGAUUUCCCCAAUUUUUACGUAAAAUAAUCCAACAUGGAGAGAUGACAACAUCUGGAUGCGAUUGAUGGACUACGAACGAACAAAUUCUACUACGAACAAUUAUAUCGACGAGCUGUCGCCUGGAAACUAGAAGUUCUCAUAACUCUAGAGCUUCUAGUAAAACUGCUCGUCGUACAAAUAUCUAUUCUAUAAGUCUUAACUUGUGCCAAUUUAUUAAAUCAACAGAUUUCUUUAAAUAUAUCAAAUAUAUUCUUGUAACUUGCCUUAAAUAAAUUUCAAAUCAUGCUUUAAAGUAACUACCAAAUGAUAA
This is a messenger RNA of Drosophila innubila, 11795 nucleotides long. RefSeq names its product laminin subunit alpha (gene LanA). Gene Ontology annotation, molecular function: signaling receptor binding; extracellular matrix structural constituent. Bases 303 to 11444 code for a protein of 3713 amino acids. Gene Ontology annotation, biological process: regulation of cell migration; cell adhesion; regulation of cell adhesion. The transcript has 19 exons. The record is from RefSeq and is a predicted model, not a curated record. Lineage: Eukaryota; Metazoa; Arthropoda; Insecta; Diptera; Drosophilidae. Gene Ontology annotation, cellular component: basement membrane.